UUUUAGUGGACACACGGCCGGCAUACAUUUAUGUCUGUAACAGCUGUUCACUCUAAAUCGUCAGAGAUAUAAAUGCUGAAUGUUUGUGAAUACAGGGAGACGAGGGAGGUCCAAUGGUCAGUAAGAAAGACUCCCUGUGGAUUCAGUCCGGCAUUGUGAGUUUUGGUACAGGAUGUGCUGAACCCGAAUUUCCCGGUGUGUACACCAGAGUCUCUCAGUACCAGAACUGGAUCGAAUCUUACAUGGGCAGCAACCCACCUGGAUUUGUUGAAUUCAACACUGAUGUUCAGCAGUCACCUCCAACUACAAAUCCAAGCCCAACUCCAACUACAAAUCCAAGCCCAACUCCAACUACAAGUCCAAGCGCAACUCCAACUACAAAUCCAAGCCCAACUCCAACUACAAAUCCAAGCCCAACUCCAACUACAAAUCCAAGCCCAACUCCAACUACAAGUCCAAGCGCAACUCCAACUACAAAUCCAAGCCCAACUCCAACUACAAGUCCAAGCGCAACUCCAACUACAAAUCCAAGCCCAACUCCAACUACAAAUCCAAGCCCAACUCCAACUAAAACUCCAACUCUAACAUCCAACUCCAACUUCAGAAGUGCACCCAACUCCCUCUUAUUUUCCCUUUCUCUCACGUUCUCCAUCAUUCCUUUCACCUUCUAUUCCCUCUAUCUCUCUUCCUAAAGAUUGAUUGAACAAUAAUUCUCAGGGUUUCUUUGAUGAAGUGGACAGUUGUGCUGAACAUGUUAUUAAUAUUGUCAUUAUACAUUAUAUGUAAAUUAUAUUGUGAUUGAUGAAAAGCUCUCUUUUUGACAUUAUAAGAGCAUACACUAAUGAAGUUCCUGCUUCUGCACUCUGAGAUUCAGCAUGUUUUCAUAAAUAGUAGAGAUUAACCAAUAUUAUUAUUAUAACAAUACCAUUCCUUUUUUUGUUUAUAUGUGAUAACCAGCUUAACUGAUUUAGAGUCUUGUAAGAAAAAAAUGAUGAGGACGUUGAAGAUCUCGAUGAAGAAGUUUAUUGCAGCAUAGCAGUGACAAACUGGGUUCAUCAGAGUCAGAAUGAACCCAGAACAUCCAAAUCUCAAACCUUUUAUCCUGUUACAGUUUACCACUCUUCAUGUAAAUGUAGUUUCUCAUGUUUUACCUUGGAUCCUGCUUGUUGAAAAUGUAAUUAUCUUUCCUUAUUUAUUUAUCUUUAUGUAAUUAUCUAAUCAAUCACCAUGUUGUAGUCACACUGUCUAAGCAGAAUAAACACAAAAGAAGGAACUGACUUUGGGAAUGCUCUCUCUCUCCCUCUCUUCAUAGUGUCUUAAUGUUUUUAUGUAAACCCUGAUA
Molecule: messenger RNA, 1342 nt
Organism: Megalobrama amblycephala (Wuchang bream)
Lineage: Eukaryota; Metazoa; Chordata; Actinopteri; Cypriniformes; Xenocyprididae
Product: circumsporozoite protein-like
Exons: 1
Coding region: 114-692 (192 amino acids)
Biological process (GO): proteolysis
Molecular function (GO): serine-type endopeptidase activity
Source: RefSeq, a predicted model, not a curated record